GCGCAGAGCGCCGCCAGCCACCUGCAGGCUCGGUCCUCAGCACCCGCAGGUUCCGUGCGCCCCCUGCGCGCUGACCGAGCAUCCUUCACCCCGACCCUCCAGGGAGUCGGCGCCGGAGACCUGACCAGAAAUCCAGAAACCCUUCCCUGGCCGGGAAGCCAGAUGCGCAGCUUUGACGAGAUUGGGACGACUUGCUCUUCUCACCUCCAGAACCGCCACUUCCCUCUCAGCGCCAGACGUUACGUUGAGAAAGCUGCUGGACUUAAUCUUUACAAGAAUCCCCUGCGGGGCGUGGCUGGCGUCCUCUAGCCGCGCGGCCCUGGAGAGCUUGACUUGGCUGGGAGUGACUCUCGUUCUGAGCCUGAGGAGACCGAGAGAGCGAGAGAGCGAGGAAGAGUGUGAGGGCCGAGCAUCCUCGGGAGGAGAUGCCUUUAAAAAAUCAUUCACAGCAGCAGAAGAAACAGCUCUGUGUUGCUAUGUUUUGCUUAUAUUGAGUGGUUUUUCGGUGAAAUGCUAUUUUGAUUAAAAGAAGAAAUGGCCCCUCAGGAGUUCACCCGGCGCCUGGCCACAGUGAUCACUUAUGUCGAUGAAAUUAUGCAGCAGGAAAUCAGGCCUUUGUUGGCAGUGGAUAUAAUUGAACAACUUCACAGGCAAUUUGCCAUUCUUUCAGGAGGCCAAGGGAAAGAUGGUGCCCCCAUCAUCACUUUUCCAGAGUUUGUGGGGUUCAAACACAUCUCACAUGAGGACUUCCUGAAUGUCAUGACCUACCUCACCAGCAUCCCCAGUGUGGAGGCUGCCAGCAUCGGAUUCAUCAUUGUUAUCGACAGACGAAGGGACAAGUGGAGCUCCAUAAAAGCAUCCUUGACACGAAUAGCUGUAGCAUUUCCAGGAAACUUGCAGCUCAUAUUCAUUCUUCGUCCAUCUUGCUUUAUCCAGAGAACAUUCACUGACAUUGGCAUUAAGUUCUAUCGAGAUGAAUUUAAAAUGAAAGUGCCGAUCAUUAUGUUAAACUCCAUUUCUGACCUUCAUGGCUACAUUGACAAAAGCCAACUGACAGAGGACUUAGGGGGAACUUUGGAAUAUCGCCACAGUCAGUGGAUAAAUCAUCGAACUGCCAUUGAAAACUUUGCCUUGGCAUUAAAGACUACUGCCCAGAUGCUCCAGACUUUUGGGGCCUGCCUGGCCACAACAGAGCUGCCCAGAGGCGUGCCAUCCAGUGAAGACCUUCUCAUGUCCCACACAAGGCAGCGGGGCCAGUUACAGGAUAAGCUGAAAUUACUUGGAAAGCAAGGGGCCACAUUGCUGUCAUGCAUUCAAGAACCAGCAACCAAAAGUCCCUCGAGCAAACUCAAUCUCAAUGAACUUGAGAAUGUAGCUACCAUGGAAAGGUUAUUGGUUCAGUUGGAUGAGACAGAAAAGGCUUUUUGUCAGUUUUGGUCUGAGCAUCACCUGAAACUUAACCAAUGCCUACAACUACAGCACUUUGAACACAACUUUUGUGAGGUUAAGCUUACCCUGAAAAACUUGUUGGCAGAGCAAGCAGAGUUUACAGACAUCGGAGACAGUGUGAUGCAUGUGGAGCAACUUCUUAAGGAAUACAAAAAACUGGAAGGAGAAGGCCAGGAGCCUUUGGAAAAGGCCCAGCUGCUUGCAGUAAUUGGGGACCAGCUCAUCCAAAGCCACCACUAUGCAAUGGACUCCAUCAGACCCAGGUGCACAGAGCUCAGGCACCUCUGUGAUGACUUCAUCAAUGAAAACAAGAAAAAACAUGAGAUUUUAGAAAAGUCCUUGGAAUUACAUAGACAGCUGGACAAGGUCAGCCAGUGGUGUGAUGCGGGAAUCUACCUCUUGGCUUCUCAAGCUGUAGACAAGUGCCAGUCCCGAGAAGGAGUUGACAUUGCCUUGAACGACAUUGAGACAUUCCUGGACACAGCAAAAGAGUACCAGUUACCCAGCCCCAAGGAGUUUUACAGCCAGUUUGAGCUGAUCCUCACCCUUGAUUUGAAGGCCAAAGCUCAGAAAGUCCUGCAGAAGCUGGGUGAUGUGCAAGAAAUAUUUCACAAGAGGCAAAUGAGUCUGAUGAAACUGGCAGCCAGACAGACUCGCCCAGUGCAGCCCGUGGCCCCUCAUCCUGAGUCCUCCCCAAAAUGGGUGUCACCGAAAAUCAGCCAGCCCUCUGCCUUGGCUCCUCAUCAGAAAACAUCUGAGGAACCUUAUGCAGAAGCAGAUUUGAGCUCCCUGGGAAAGGAAGAUGACGAGACUAAAUUUGAAGUCAAGAAUGAAGAAAUACUUGAAAGCAGUCAUGAUGGGGACAACCCUGAGCCAGAGCAGCUUGACAGCUCCAAAAAUCUUUCCCCGAGCAGGCACAUUGUAUGUGACUUGCUUGAGACCGAAGAGACUUAUAUAAAGGAGAUUAAGAACAUAAUUGAUGGAUAUAUCAUUCCAAUGGAUUUUAUUUGGCUGAAGCAUCUAAUUCCAGAUGUUCUUCAGAAUAACAAGGACUUUCUCUUUGGGAAUAUUAGAGAACUUUACGAAUUCCACAACAGGACUUUUCUAAAAGAAUUGGAAAAGUGUAUUGAAAAUCCUGAACUUCUGGCACGUUGCUUUCUCAAGAGAAAAGAAGAUCUUCAAAUAUAUUUUAAAUACCAUAAGAAUCUGCCCCGAGCCAGGGCAAUCUGGCAAGAAUGUCAAGACUGCACCUACUUUGGGGUAUGCCAGCGUCAACUGGGUCACACGCUCCCUCUUUUUAAGUACCUGAGAGGACCAAGCCAGAGACUUAUAAAGUACCAAAUGCUGCUGAAGGAUCUGCUGGAUUUUGAGUCUCCUGAGGAUUUGGAGAUGGACCCACGUGACCUAGAAGGAAGUUCAGUUAAGAAUGGACCAAAGAGGACCAAGGAGUCAGCCUUUUCAGCUGAACUACAACAAGCUUUGGCCAUGUUGGAGGAUUUGAUCAAGUCCUGUGAAUUGGCCGUGGACCUGGCAGCUGUCACCGGAUGUCCGGACGAUAUUGGAAAAUUGGGGAAGCUGUUGAUGCAUGGCUCUUUCAACGUCUGGACCAUUCAGAAGGAUCGUUACAAGAUGAAAGACUUAAUUCGAUUUAAGCCCAGCCAGAGGCAAAUCUAUUUGUUUGAAAGGGGCAUAGUGUUCUGUAAGAUACGAAUGGAGCCCAGUGACCAGGGUCUAUCUCCUCACUACAGCUUUAAGAAGUCUAUCAAGUUGAUGACACUUUCAAUUCGCCAACUUGGAAGGAGGAGCAACAGAAAGUUUGAAAUCGCCCACCAAAAUGGACUUGAGAAAUACAUCUUGCAGGCAGCUUCAAAAGAAAUCAGAGAUUGUUGGUUUUCAGAAAUAAGUAAAUUAUUGAUGGAACAACAAAACAAUAUUAAAGAUGUUCAUGAGGAUGAAGAGAAUGGCAGACAAAUCUCCCCCAAAUGCUGCUCCAGCAGGGAGUUUAUCUCCAUGGAAACCUUUGACGAUUGUGAAGGUGCAGAAGAUAUGGAAAAGGAGAGCAGUGCUCUGAGUGGCCACAAACUAAACUGAGGAGAGCCUUGGGGUGUCCACUGGCUUGCUCGCCCCUGCGGGGGAGACUAGUUUGUGGGCAGAGGCAAUGCGGCUGUAGAAAGAGUGCCUGAGGUCGCCCUCGCUGGAGAACUGACCCUCAUCCCGGAGAACUGACCCUCAUCCCGGACAACCGAGCCGCCCCGGCCGCCUUCAUUCCUGGGAGAUGCUGCUGUGGGCUCGGAGACCGGCCCGCCCUUAAGCAGAAGCAGCAAAGGACCUCAGAGCCUGCAGCUCCGCCGCCGGGGUGGGGGACAACAGGGCGGUCUUCCCAGAACCUGAGGAGCAGUCCGCCCGCGGAGCCCAUCCCCACCCCAGCAUCGCCCGGCGGAGAACUUUGCGCAGCUCCACACGCGCCUGCGCAGGCGCAGGAACGCGGGUGCAGACCCCGCAGAGACACUCGGGUAGCUCGGCACGCGCUUGCGCAGGGACUCGGCUCAAGUCCCGCGGAGAGCCUCGAGCUGCUGGACACGCGCUUGCGGAGGUUAGCGGAGCCCAAUGUUGGAGUGUUCGGUGCAGGGUUUCUCGGUAUUGGCACUUUUGACUUUGGGGGCUGGAUAAUUCUUUGUUGUGGGGGCGGGGGCUGUCUUGUGCACUGUAGGAUGUUUAGGAGCGUCUCUGGCCUCUACCCUCUAGAUGUCAGUAACGCCCUACCCACCUCCUGAAUUAUGACAAUCAAAAAUACCUUCAGAGAUUGCCAGAUUUCUCCUGGGGUGGCAAUGAGCUGGAAUGAGAAGCUCUGGUGCGGGCGCUCAGACUCCACGGGGCACACCUCUCCUCUUCCCCCGAAUUCCCGCAAGAAUGCCAAUGUGGUGCCUGUGUUACUUUGUUCCAGGAUUGUUUCCUUUUAGUGAGGGUUGGUUACAAGUUAACUUCUGAGGUAUUUACGUUUAGAUUUAUUGGGUUUUAAGUUAGUUUAAGUUAUUUCAGCUAUUUAUUAUUUAUUUUAUUAAUUAACUUUCAUUUAUUUUCAUUUUUCUAGUUAUUUAAACUUUAAAGCUUUAAAGUUACCUGUUUAUAAUUAUUUUGUCUUUAAGGUUACUUCGUUUUUGAGUUAUUUAUUUUCAGUUACUUUUUAUAGUCACUUUAUUUUAAGAGUUAUAUUUUCCAAAUUAGUUAGCUUUAGAAUUAUUUAUUUUGAAUUAUGUAUCUUUACAAUCAUUAAUAUCUGAGUUAUUUAUUUUCAUGGUUAUUCUGUUUUUAAUUAUUGGCAUUCUUGAAUUAUUUAUUUUUACAGUUACUUAUUUGAAUACCAAAAAAAAAAAAAACUCACUGGAGCUUUAGAGUUAUUUAUUUUCAGAGUAAAAUAUCUGUAGUUAUUUUGAGUUUUCCCCUAAGUUCGGGUUAGAGUUAUAGUUAUUUAUUUUCAUUUACUUUAGAUACUGGGUUAUUUUUACAAUUCACUUAGACUAUUUUUAGUUAUUUAGUUUUUUUAAGUUAUUUGGUUUUAAAUUAUUUUGUUUUCAGUUACUGCAUUUUGAGCAUUAUAUUUUGAGUUUUUAUUUUCAGAGUUUUUAAGAGAUUUAGUUUUGAGUUAUUUUGAGAAUUAUUCUCAGUUAAUUGUUUUCAGUUAUGUCUUUGCCAUUCAAAAAUUUUUUCUAUUCUGUAUUUUUACUUAUUUUAUUUUCUGGUUUAUUUAUUUUCAGAAUUAUUUAGUAUUAGAAUUAUUUCGUCUGUCAGUCAGGGUCCAGUCAAAAGAGAGACACUAUACUAGUUAUUUUAACAGAGAGAAUUUAAUGUAAGGAAGUAUGAUCCAGCUAUUGGAGAUUUUAGUGGGAAAAAAAAGUGAUAAUGAGACAUAAUUUAACUGUAAGAAGCAGCUACCAGCCCGAGGGCAGAGGGAACAAGGAAAGAGGCUGGUGGCCCCACAUGGCUGAGGGUAGCCCUCUAUGGGGGAGGCAGUCCCCAGGUUCCCCCAGGAGCUAAAAUGUGGGCCUGAGAACUGGGUGUAGAACUACCCUCCUAGGGAGAGGGCGCUGCCAUCUGGUGCUGGAAGAAGGGUCCUGAUGAGGCUGGUUGUGGAAGUUUUAGGAAAAUGACAAAUUGCAGCUACUGGAACUCACUGUGACUCUCAUUGCUAGAAGAAUGCUGACAGGAACCCACGCACCCAGGGAGGAGCAUAGCCCUCUCCCCUCCUCCAGCCUCUCGUGGUCUGCCCUGUUGGCUGAGCCUGACACUGAGCAGCUGGUGGAGGUGAAAGCCCCAGUCACAAAGCAAAGGGAAGAAGGGUGGGUGGGGAGCUGAGAGAUCAUGGCUAACAACGAGCACCCUGAGCUCUGGAAUUGUUUAGUUUUAGAGCUAGUUUUGGAUUUAGUUUGUUUGGUAAUUGUUAGGGUGAUUUGAUUUUAACUUUUCAGUGGAUGAGGGAUCUGGCUGAGUGUUGGGUCCCUGAUUCAUUCCUGGAAUGGAAUGGGUCAGCAAACACCUGGGGAGACUUCCCAUGAGACUCAAGAAUAUCACUGUAGAAUUCAAGAAAACCAAAAUAGUGUGUCCACAAAGAAGCCCUUUGACUGUGUGGCCAAAAAAAAGGCAGAGACUAGGACAGAUCAUCAGGGAGGGGCUCCUUAGCACAAUUGUUCAGCAGAAUAGUCUUUGAAAUUUUUCAGAAAGUUCAGCUAUUUUGGGGGGCCACCUUUCAUGCCCUUUUUUCUAACAACAAAGUAUCUUUCCUGGUAGAGUGUGUUUCAGAUUGGUAGGAUACACUGUUUAUUAUUUAUUAAAAUAAAGUUCUUUCCAAAUCUGUAGGAUAUCUUAUUUCCUUCUACCUGCAUUAUUUUCCAACCCAUAUUGUUUCAUUUCAACCAUAAGAAUAUUUAUUUAUGUGUUUAUGUAUUCUCUCAUUUCAUUCAACACCUAUUUCCUGCGCACCCCCAUCCUAAGGAAGGUGCUGGCACCAGGAGAGACCAGGGAAUUAUGAAGAUGAAUGAGACGUUCCUCAGUCCAGUUGGGGGAGACAGAUGUGGAAACAGGACAUCACAGCUCAGUGUAACAUACUGUGGGGGCAUGGAACCCUGCUGCUGACUCUUCCUGAUGUAGUCAGGGAAGAGGUGACAUCUGAACAACCAUUUUCUCCAGGUGGAGAAGAAGAAGAAGGACAUCCUGGUUGUGGCAGGCACAAAGGAGUGAUGUACAGCAGGGAGGAUGCAUUGGCAGAGGGUUCAGAAAGACACUAACAUUAAGGGCUGGCCCUGGUGCUUGACAGAUUCGGCCUCAGUUGGUCCUUGCAGCCAGUCUGCAAGAGACUAGGAGGCGACCUCUUCGGUCAGUGCUCUUCCUGAUCUCACUGCUCCAACCAGUUUACAAGACUCUCUGACUUGCCAUGUCUGGAAUUCUUCAGCUCAUUUCUGGCUUUAUCCUUUGUCCAUUCACUCCUUCCUACUUACCCUUGGAGGUGAGUCCCUCCCUCCUCCACCUUUUGAUUGCUGCUUCUUAAACAUCUGCAAGGAAGGAGGAGGGCUGAGACCAGCCAGCUGUGAAGUGCAGGUGUGGGAGAGACAGAACAGAGGAGACAAAGAGCAGGGUCUCAGGGCAAUUCUGCAGACCAACAUGGUGGGAACAGGUUCUUUGCGAACCAGUCCUAACAUUCCACAUGUACAUUCAGCAACCCUUGAAAGGUUGUGUGGACUCCUUUCUCAAAGAUGGGAACCUGUUUUAGAUCCAACCCAAGCUUGUGAAUCAACAGAUUGGGAUUUUUCUAAGCAUUAACAGCAUUGAGCAUGUCUAAUCUACCAAGUCAAUCUACAAAAUCAAAAGGAAGUUCUGCAUAAUCUCUCAUGGUACGUUUUAACUUUUUAUAAUACAUAUUCUUACAGUCACUCUUUAAUAUACAGAUUUCCCAGCUGAUUCUUCUCUGCUUUGGUAUCUCUGAUUAUCUUAUCAAUUACUGUGUAUACAUUUCUCAAUGAGAAUAUGUAAGAACUAGACCUGGACAGAAAAAUCUUCUAGAUUCUGACUAUUAAAAUAGUCAGAAGACACAUCACUUGGAUGGUCUUAAACACUUUGGCCAGUGGUUGGCCAGCUGCCCACCACAGAAACAGCCCAAAGCUUUCUCAAUCCUUUGUACCUCAGUCAUGUUCUGAAUCUACAAAAAUGGCUACACUGGAUGCUACUGGCAGAGUGCAAAGUGCCCAGACCUCCCAGGCCUCACAGGAAGAACUUCUCCACAAAUCUGUCACAGGUGGGCCACCAGAGGAGCCAUUUCAGUACCAGUCAUCAUUGCUGAUGUCCCGCAAUGGUGCCCCCAGGUCUCCAGGAUGGUCCACUCUGACCUUCCACUCUGGCAUCCUUACCCAGGCCCCACACUGCUGCUCUGCCUACAGGUGUCCUCUGAGAGAAAACCCCUCUGCUGGGCUGGAGCAGUCAGGCUCCCACUGAGCUCAUGGUGGACUGAGGGGUCUAUAAGGACAGUGGAAUAAUUCUCCUAUAGCCAUGCCAGAUACAUAGUAGGUCCCUGGUAGACACUGCAUCCCCUGCCUCAGAGCCUGGAUACACUGCUCCCUCGGGAAAUAGUUGUGAAUCUUUUAGAUGUCUUAGAAACCAGUGGAAAAUAGAGGGUGACUCUUCUAUGAGUGAAAUUUGUAUCAUCUUUCCACUUGGAUAAAUGGAAAAGAAUCCAAAACCAUCAAAUAAAAUCCUACAGCCUUCUUUUACUAGAAGUCAUUAUGUUGCCUGCUGUCCACCAGAGGGACUCAUUUCAACACAUGGCUGAGGAGUGGGAAAGCUGUAGCCCCAGGUGUAAGUGCCCUGGCCCAGAAUCUGUGAAGUCUGGUGGAAGUGUGAGUCACGCUAAACACCAGCCAUGACCAUGAAAUGAUAGAAAAGUUAGAGGUCCUUAAACCAGCAUUUCCCAGAGUAUAUUUUGCAGAAUAGGCUG
Messenger RNA from Camelus dromedarius (Arabian camel), 8431 nucleotides. RefSeq names its product MCF.2 cell line derived transforming sequence-like 2 (gene MCF2L2). Gene Ontology annotation, molecular function: guanyl-nucleotide exchange factor activity. The transcript is spliced from 28 exons. Gene Ontology annotation, cellular component: cytoplasm. Bases 535 to 3540 code for a protein of 1001 amino acids. The record is from RefSeq and is a predicted model, not a curated record. NCBI's taxonomy places the organism in Eukaryota, Metazoa, Chordata, Mammalia, Artiodactyla, Camelidae.